This is a messenger RNA of Oryza sativa Japonica Group (Japanese rice), 771 nucleotides long. RefSeq lists its product as uncharacterized. Lineage: Eukaryota; Viridiplantae; Streptophyta; Magnoliopsida; Poales; Poaceae. The record is from RefSeq and is a predicted model, not a curated record.
CUCUCCUACCCGCUACCUCACUACCACCGCCAUCAAUGCGAUCCAUAUGCUCUCCUCCUUAAAACCCCCCUGCGCCAUCCUCCACCACCACCUCCGCCGCCGUCAGAGACCACCACUCCACACAUCGUGUUAUUUGAGAUUCCGGCGAGCCGGCCGGCCGGAGACGAGGAGGAUGGUGUUCUUCUGCUUCUUGGUGGACCAGAGGAGGAAGGUCCGGAGCAGCAAGCCGGCGGCGGGGAUCUGCUCGCGGUGCGGCGGGUGCGCGAGCGUGGCGGACAUGGAGACGGCGACGCGCUUCUGCUACCUGCUCACCGUGCACAGGGCCACGUGGCGCGCCAUCAUCUGCACCUUCUGCGGCGCCAUGCUCAAGUCCUACCGCCACUACAGGCUCUACGCCAGCUAGCUCUACGCUACCUACGAUCGCCGGCCGCCGGCGGUGAUGGCCGGAGAGAGAGAGAGGAGGAGGCGACCUACUUGCUGCGUACGUCUCUGUGCUCUCUGCGAGGUGUGCUUGUUGCGUUGGGCCUUGGCUACUAGUACUACUAUUGGAGGAGUAUUAAUUAAUUGGCUUUGUUGAUUUCUUGCAAAAUGCUAAGCUUUGCAUGCAGCUUGUAAUCCCUGUGCAUGUAGUAUGUUGUACAUAUGCUGGAGAUGAAGAGAGGAAGUUGAUUAAAUUUUUGUUACCGGUUUCAUUAGCAGAGCCUAUGUGUGAUCGAUCUUUUAAUUAUUUCUUCUAAUAGAAUUAUAGAAAAGAUCAGGGAGGUUAUGAUA